GGGAUUGAACAGCUUGAAAAUUAGACAUCAUGAGUAUGAUCCUUGAUCUUAUAUUUACCGGUACUAAUGUACUUAUUUUCCUGUUGAAGUUCUCCAUAGCCCUUGACAGCAUUAGUUCAUCAGAAUCUAUGGGUGAUGGAAAGACAUUGGUCUCCAGAGAUGGAACCUUUGAGCUCGGUUUCUUUAGUCCUGGCUUUUCCAACAAUAGAUACUUGGGAAUAUGGUACAAGAUCAUCCCAGAUAGAACCACUGUUUGGGUUGCAAACCGGCUUCAUCCUAUCAAUGAUUCUUCUAGCUUGUUAAAGAUAGACGACACCGGAAAUCUUGUAAUUCUCAGAAAUAACAGUGAUAUUGUUGUUUGGUCUUCAAAUACAACAAUAAAAGCUCAAAGUCCAAUACUACAACUUCUGGAUUCCGGGAAUCUGGUCUUACGAGACAAAAAUGAUGGAAAUAAUGGAAUCUUAUGGCAGAGUUUCGACUAUCCAUGUGAUACAAUGUUACCAGGAAUGAAGCUUGGGUGGGACUUAAGGACAGGAUUUGAUCGGUAUCUUUCAUCUUGGAAGAGCUUGGAUGAUCCAUCUCCUGGAGACUUUACUUGGGGGGUGCAACCAGAGGGUAACCCUGAGAUGGUAAGCUGGAAGGGCUCAAGCAAGUACUACCGGAGUGGCCCAUGGAAUGGAAUUGGAUUCAGUGGUGCCCCAGAGAUAAGGCCUAACCCAUUUUUUAGUUUCAGUUUUAUCUCAAACGACAAGGAACUGUACUAUACAUAUAAUCUCAAUAAUAAAUCUAUAAUCACCAGGAUAGUUUUGAACCAAACAACGUAUCAUCGUCAGCGAUACAUAUGGAGUGAAGAAACUCGAAGUUGGAUUCUAUAUGUUUCCGUGCCGAGAGAUUACUGUGACAAUUAUGGUCUUUGUGGUGCAAAUGGAAAGUGCAUUACUAGUGCCAUGCCGGUCUGUCAAUGUCUAGAAAAAUUCAAGCCAAAGUCACCAGAGGCAUGGAACACAAUGGACUGGUCUCAUGGGUGUAAGCGAAAUAAGGAAUUAGAAUGUCAUAAUGGUGAUGGGUUCAUCAAAUUCGACGGGCUCAAAUUGCCGGAUGCUAAAGAUUGUUGGGUCAACAAAACUAUGAAUCUCAAGGAAUGCAGGGCUAAAUGCUUACAAAACUGUUCUUGUACGGCGUAUACAAAUUUUGAUAUUAGAGGAGGAGGCAGUGGCUGUGCUAUUUGGUUUGGUGAUCUGAUGGAUAUCAGACAGGUUUUGGCUGGAGGCCAAGAACUAUAUAUUCGGGUGCUCGCCUCAGAAAUAGCUGACCGUGAAGAGGCUAAAGCUAAACCUAAAAUGAAGAUUGCAGUGAUAACUACAGCUACCAUUUUCGUGGUCUUGGGGAUACUAGCGGCCAGCUAUUGCCUCUGGAAAAGCAAGGCAAAGUGUUCAGAUAGAAUGGAAAACUACAGGAAAAAUGAUCAUGAGAUCGAUGAUGGACAAAAGGAAGACUUGGAGUUACCACACUUUGAGUUCACAGCAGUAGCUAAUGCCACCAACAACUUUUCAAUCAACAAUAAGUUGGGAGAAGGCGGAUAUGGACCUGUCUACGGGGGUAUGCUAGAAGAUGGACAAGAAAUUGCUGUGAAGAGGCUGUCAAGGAGUUCCGGGCAAGGAUUAAAUGAGGUCAAAAAUGAAGUGAUACUGAUGAAAAAGCUUCAGCACAGAAAUCUUGUGAAGCUUCUCGGUUGCUGCAUUCAGAGAGAGGAGAAAAUGCUGAUUUAUGAAUACAUGCCCAACAGAAGCCUGGACUCCUUCAUUUUCGAUCAGGCAAAAGGUAAACUGCUAGGCUGGUCCAGGCGUUUCAACAUUAUCUGUGGGACUGCAAGGGGGCUUCUCUAUCUACACCAAGAUUCCAGAUGGAGAAUCGUACAUAGAGAUCUCAAAGCAAGUAAUGUCUUACUUGAUAAUGACAUGAAUCCAAAAAUUUCUGAUUUUGGUUUGGCUAGAAUGUUUGUGGCUGGCCAAACUGAAGGCGAGACAAGCAAAGUGAUCGGAACUUAUGGUUACAUGGCGCCAGAAUAUGCUACUGAUGGUCUAUUCUCAGUGAAAUCUGAUGUCUUUAGUUUUGGUAUCUUACUGCUUGAGAUAAUAAGUGGAAAGAAAAGUAGAGGGUUUUACCAUCCAGACAAUAGUCAAAGCCUUAUUGGACAUGCAUGGAGAUUGUGGAAUGAAGGCAAAGCAUUAGAUUUGAUUGACUCACUGAGAGAUGAGUCACACAAUCCGUCAGAAGUGAUGAGAUGUAUACACGUUAGCCUCCUAUGCGUGCAACAACAUCCAGAUGACAGGCCAUGCAUGGCCUCUGUAGUAUGGAUGUUGGGAGGAGAGAGAGCAUUGCCUAAGCCCAAAGAACCUGGUUUUCUUAAUCACAGAAGUCCGCACGAAUCAAGUUUCACUUCCAGCAAUUUUGGAUUAUCUUCAACCAAUAAAAUUACCGCCUCACUCUUAGAGCCUCGGUAGCAAAUUGCCGAAUCAAAUUUUCACCAAUUUCAUAAAGUGUAGAAUGUUAGACUUAUAUGGCUUUAUCUGAUUAGCUAGACUGGAAUUAUAUUAAGGUCCUGUUGAAAACUUUGGAGCUGGAUGAUCAAUUGUUCUUAUUGUGUUACUGAAUUAGGUUCAGUUUUCCAUA
Messenger RNA from Populus euphratica (Euphrates poplar), 2673 nucleotides. RefSeq names its product G-type lectin S-receptor-like serine/threonine-protein kinase At4g27290. The record is from RefSeq and is a predicted model, not a curated record. The transcript is spliced from 7 exons. Gene Ontology annotation, molecular function: ATP binding; protein serine/threonine kinase activity. The coding region runs from base 30 to 2504 and encodes 824 amino acids. Lineage: Eukaryota; Viridiplantae; Streptophyta; Magnoliopsida; Malpighiales; Salicaceae. Gene Ontology annotation, biological process: protein phosphorylation; recognition of pollen.